CGCUAUAUUAUUAUAAUAAUAUACAUGUGUCUGUGAUAUCCGUGUAUAUAACACUUGUAUAGCGAGGCAAUAUCACAUGUCAUUUUACUUAGCGGUCGUCUGCUCCUAAUGUUUGAUCGUUUCUUUCUUGAUAAUCACGGGAUUCGUAUAAAGCGCUUGAAAAGGUCGGAAACCGGAACGGCUUUAUCUCUUAAUUUCAUGAAAAAUAAAAACAAUCGAUUUCACGUUAUUUGACAAUAUAGCUUUCUGAUGGCCGCGAAGGAAAUCUUACGGGAAGAGUUUCGUUUGAAACACGUUUGGUUGAAUUUUCACCACCACGAACCCUUUUAUACAUGUCAGUGGAAGUGGCCAUCGUUUAUUUUCCUCAUCUACCGGAUUUUGUUCGCCUGUUAUACGUUUGGAGCCCUUAUUCAGUACGCCAUCAAGGUAACCGCACAUUAUGAAGAUGCCAAGGAAGUGGGCCAAACAGCACAUCACACCAUGGCAUUCUUAACAACGUGGUCUUACAUCAUUCUCACCACACAUUUCAACAUUGCUUGUGCAAUUUGUGUGUGGUCAAUGGUUAAAGCCCACAAAUCAGCUAAAUCUGCAAGAACUGACGUCAACGGGGGAAUCAAGAACCAAGGUUUCAAACACAGCACUGAAGACGUUUUAGCAGAGAAUGGCAACACAGAAAUGAGAAAUAGCUACGUUGACGACAGCAACACUUCAAAGACCCAUCCGGAUGAAAUCACUGGCAACAGGAUCAAACCAACACCGUGGUACUCUAAGAUAUCGUGGAUAUUGGCAAAUAUCAUCUCCGUGUGGGCAGUUAUUGUGUCUUUCAUCUAUUACAUCGCACUGUUUCCCAGUAAUGGCGUCCUCCUAUUCCAUGACGUCAAUGUACAUUUAAUGAACUCGGUGGUCGUAUUAAUUGAUACGGCAUUGUGUGCCCGUCCUGUUCGAAUUCUUCACGUUAUUUAUCCGGUCAUUUAUGGACUUAUUUAUUUAGUAUUUAGUGUUAUUUAUUGGUCAGCGGAUCCAGUCAAUAAUGUUAUAUACCCUGUUGUUCUGGAUUGGAACAAUGCACCGGUAACUCUAGGUGUUGGUAGCGGUUUACUUAUAGUGGUUAUUCCGUCCUUACAGGUGAUGUUUUUUGGGUUGUAUCGCUUGAAACUGUAUAUUUUUAAGAAAAUCUACAAACAUGAAUAUCAAGAUGUGAUCAGUUAAUGAAAGUAAAAUAUUUAUUGUAAGUUUGAAAUAAAAAC
Messenger RNA from Patella vulgata (common limpet), 1247 nucleotides. RefSeq names its product protein rolling stone. Gene Ontology annotation, cellular component: membrane. The coding region runs from base 250 to 1209 and encodes 319 amino acids. The transcript has 2 exons. Lineage: Eukaryota; Metazoa; Mollusca; Gastropoda; Patellidae. The record is from RefSeq and is a predicted model, not a curated record.